Messenger RNA from Diaporthe batatas, 2582 nucleotides. RefSeq lists its product as uncharacterized. The transcript has a single exon. The record is from RefSeq and is a predicted model, not a curated record. Bases 803 to 2356 code for a protein of 517 amino acids. Lineage: Eukaryota; Fungi; Ascomycota; Sordariomycetes; Diaporthales; Diaporthaceae.
GUCAAGCCUCGUCAUGCACUUUGCACCCUCGGCGCGUACUAUUCAUGUACAGACUGUCUGCCUGUCUGCCUGUCUGCUCUGAUAUCAGUCUGCUGCCGGGGGCAUAUCCAUGAGUACACACACCCAUGGCCACAUCCAUGACCACAUCCCGAGUCCACACCACACGGCGAGACCACCUCGCAGUCUAAAAUCGGCCCAGUCCAGAGCAUUGGAUCUCAGUGAUCGGCAGAUGCAGGUCUGGAUUGCUGGCCUCAUCUUAAAAUCCUCCCCGGCCCAUGGCCCGCGAACACACCGUCAUGGGCCCCCCGGGCUUUCCAACUUUCGAGGUGGGCCACCCGUUCGUGAUCUGGUCAACUGGUGUUGCAUGUCGCUUCUGCUGUCAAGCCUCGCCCAUUUACAUAAGGUGUGCGGCAUCCUGCAGAUCUCAAAUGCCAAUUCUCCGGUAAAUCAGUUCGUUCCACUUGACGUUUCCAAACAUUCUCUUUUCUUUUUGUCCACGUGCAUGCAGCAUCAGUACAGCGCUUCUUCUAUCUGCUGUUGAAUCUGCCAUCAGUUAUCAUUCCUAGCUUCCUAAACUUUGGCUUGGCUUUGUUCUUUUCCCCUUGAAAAGUAUAUGGCUUCUUGGUUCUCUGAAGCCUGAUAGACAGACUACCCUCUUUCAACCUUCGAUCCGAUUUACGAAUCUGUUCAUCGCCUGGCCGUUUACUCAAGGCUUCACCCCGUGUCGAUCACGGAGUAGCCUGUUAUCCCUCACCCAGAGUCGCUCUUUACUUUCUCUGUGCUUCCCUACACCAUACUCAGCAUGAAGUUCUCUGUGCUAUUUUUCCAUUUUCUUCUGUCAGCAACAGUUGAGGCUGGUCCUCUAAGGGGCCCACUGCUGCACCCGGGCGCCCUACGACAAAGACAAUAUGACAACUCCAGUUCAACAAGCUCCUCACAGUCCACAUCUAUUGUCUCGCCGACAGCCGUUCAGCUCGAAAGCUCAGCUGUGGACACGGCCUUUGCUGGCUUCGUGGGUGCGACCGCCCAAGAGACAAGUCAAACCUCCACUACUACAGACAUUGCGCCCAUCAACUCGCCAGUUGCUGCGGCUGGGCCGUCUCCUGAUGUCAACGCGGCUCCCUCCAACCAGUCCACCCCGACUGGCCGCCCGAUCAUCGCUUCUCCAGCUUCAAGCACCGGGUCCCAGGCAAUAGUCGAGGAGACAGGAUCCGGGACCUUGGUGUCUUCUGACAUCACAAGUUCUUCGACCAUCUCGACCACCAGCAAGAUAACCCCGACCGGCACGCCUGACGACUUCAUCCCCACCGCUGUUAUUACAUCGCCUGUUCCUACCGGUACAACGACCGUGUCUAACUCGCAGUACGCCUCCAACCUCGCCGAGGCCAUCAGGCUCAACGCAGCUUUCACCGAACUUGCCGCCGAUUCGGCAUGCUCCCCGGGACAGUAUGCCUGUGUUGACUCAGAGUACGCCCACUGCUCCGCUGAUGGAUCUUGGAAUAUUGUGGGGUGUGCCGAGAACACGGUCUGCGCCGCUAUGCCGCUCAACACGACCAGCGGUGUCAGUCUUCGCUGCUUCCCACGAGAGACGGUGAUUGCGAUCCUGGGCGCCAUUCCAGCGGGUAGUACAGGUACAGGCUCAGCCUCGGGCUCGGGCUCGGGCUCGGCGACAAGUGAGACGGAGACGACAACCGAUUCUACAACCAGCUCGUCCGAGCAGACAACCUCGACAAAGGAAUCUGCUGGGGGAGGCUUCACAACUGUCACCGUGCCGUCCCUGACCGUGACAGCGACCGAGGAGGGCUCCGCCGAGUCCAGCUCAUCCAAAAUCAAGAUCACCACGACCAUUCGCGAGACAUCUACUCAGACAUCGACAUUGUCCAGCGAGACAACUCAACAAUCCGACCAAGAACCCACAACCACCUCCACCUCACGCACGACAAGCACAUCCAUAAUCACCGUCCAGACAACCACAGUAUCCGAUCCCUUCCCGACACCAGAUGCGGACCCCUCUGACUCGUCCACCUCGUCAACAACCGGGGAGCCUCUACUUGUCAUCCCGGUGCCAAUCAAAUCCACAAAGUCCUCCGAGGACGCACCCGCCCCAACAGACACGGGCUUCGGCUCCGGCUUCCCGGGAAUUUUUGGCGGUGGUGAUGACGACGAUGACGAUAACGAUAACGACCAGGGACAUAAGGGCAACAACUUCGUGGGCAACUCUGGCGGCGACGGCACGAGCACGAGCGUGGACGGUGUCACGACUACAGUCUUCGUCACGGUCACGUCUGUCUCGACCGCUACGGAGACGGAGACGGAGACGCUGCUCAAGUGGGCGACAAUGACUGUUCGAGCAUAAUAGAAGAGAGCUUGGGACAAGGAUGGGAGGAACAGAAACAAGGAGAUAGAUUGAUACAAGGACAAGGACUGCAAGAGAGAUAUGGUAAUGUUUUAUGUGGGAUGCAAAGCCAUGUUUUUGGGGAUCAAGCGCGCAUGGAGCUCACUUCCAGUAAUGAUAAUGUUACCCGUAUGAACGUACUCGGCUAAGUAGAGAUUAAUAAGGACACUCUCAUGUCGCUCUUAGA